AUGGACAUUCACACCUUCGAUCAGCGCGCGUCUGCGCCCUUCCGUCUCAGUUCCAAGUUUGUCUCCAAGUUCAAGGACAAGCAACCACCAUUCGGCUUUAACGGCUUGGGAGAAUUCGUGUACAGAAGGACCUACUCCCGCCUGAAGAAAGAUGGCUCGAAGGAAGAAUGGCACGAAACGGUGGAACGGGUUGUGAACGGCACCUACAACAUGCAAAAGAAGUGGAUAGAAACACACCAACUCGGGUGGAACCCCUGGAAGGCCCAGAAGAGCAGGGGGUUGUGGGCCAUGGGCAGCAACAUCACCGAGGAGAGAGGCCUCUACGCCGCUUUGAACAACUGCGCCUUCGUGAGCACGGAGGCCAUGCGCGAAGAUGCCUCCAAGCCAUUUGUGUUCCUCAUGGACGCCUCCAUGCUCGGGGUGGGCGUGGGCUUCGAUACCAAGGGAGCGGGCUCCAUGGUGGUGAAGGGCAGUCGCAGAGAUCGGACACCCGAGCUGGUCAAGAUUCCCGACUCGCGCGAGGGUUGGGUCGAGUCCGUGCGCUUGCUGCUGGACUCGUACUUCCACGGCAACCCUUGCCCCGAGUUCGACUACAGCCUCAUACGCAAGGCCGGAGAACCCAUUAAGGGAUUCGGCGGCGUGAGUUCUGGACCGGAAUCGCUGCAGCAGCUGCACCAUACACUCCGGGAGGUGUUGGACAAGCAAGUGGGCGAACCCAUCUCGGUGACCACGAUCGUGGACAUCAUGAACUUGAUCGGACGAUGCGUGGUUUCCGGCAACGUCCGUCGAUCAGCGGAAAUCGCGUUUGGCGAUCCUCACCUGGAGGAGUACCUCGAUUUGAAGAACUACGGCGUCAACCCGCAGCGGGCGGCGUAUGGCUGGACGAGCAACAACUCGGUGCUGGCCCACAUUGGAAUGGACUACGAUGAUAUUUGCAAGCGAAUAGCCAUCAACGGUGAGCCGGGCAUCGCGUGGUUGGACAACAUGCAGGCAUUCUCUCGUAUGAACGGUGUUGUGGACAACCGAGACAGCCGAGCGCGCGGAGGCAACCCCUGUUUGGAGCAGACGCUGGAGCCCUACGAGCUUUGCUGCCUGGUGGAGACGUUCCCGGGCAAGCACGAGUCCCUCGAAGACUUCAAGCGCACGCUCAAGUUCGCCUACCUCUACGGCAAGACUGUCACCCUCGGCAAGACGCACUGGCCCGAGACCAACCGCGUGAUGCUGCGCAACCGCCGGAUCGGGUGCAGCAUGAGCGGCAUCGCCCAGUUCAUCAGCGACCGCGGUCUGGAGAACCUGCGCGUGUGGUGCGAGGAGGGCUACAACACCAUCCGACACUACGACGACCUCUACUCGGACUGGCUGGCCAUCCCCAAGUCCAUCAAGGUCACCAGCAUCAAGCCCAGCGGCACCGUGUCGCUUCUCGCUGGCGCCACGCCGGGCAUGCACUACCCCAUCUCGUCGCAGUACAUCAGGAGGGUGCGGCUCAGUAGCAACUCGGACCUGCUGCCGGCGUUGAAGGAGGCCGGGCUGAAGGUGGAGCCGGCCGUAGGCUCGGAGAGCAACACGGCCGUAGUGGAGUUCCCCGUGUCGGUGGGCAAGGGCAUCCGCAAGGCCAACGAGCUGUCCAUGUGGGAGCAGCUCGCCCUCGCCUCCUUCCUGCAGCGACACUGGGCCGACAACCAGGUGAGCUGCACCGUGACCUUUGAUCCGGAAACCGAGGCAAGCCAGCUCAAGCACGCCCUCGACUACUACCAGUACCAGCUCAAGGGCAUCAGCUUCCUGCCACGAUCGACCGGGGUGUACCCGCAGAUGCCGUACGAGGAGAUUGACGAGGCCACCUACCAGGAGAUGCUCGCCCACUUCAAGCAGCCGGACUUCCGCCGCUCGGAGGCGCCGCAGGAGGCCUACCCCGAGAAGUUUUGCGAUACCGACGUGUGCACCAUCGACGAGGCCGCCACGCCCGCCGCUGCCGUUGGCGCGAAGACUGACAGCCAAUAG
Acanthamoeba castellanii str. Neff is the source of this 1998-nucleotide messenger RNA. RefSeq names its product ribonucleosidetriphosphate reductase, adenosylcobalamin-dependent, putative. NCBI's taxonomy places the organism in Eukaryota, Discosea, Longamoebia, Acanthamoebidae. The record is from RefSeq and is a predicted model, not a curated record. Gene Ontology annotation, molecular function: ribonucleoside-diphosphate reductase activity, thioredoxin disulfide as acceptor. The transcript has 11 exons. The coding region runs from base 1 to 1998 and encodes 665 amino acids.